UUUACUAAUAUUACAAAUUAAACUUGUUUAAGAUGAAUUUCCACAAAUUAAGAGUUACUACUGGGAUUUCAAUAAAACAUUCGAAAUAUUUUAGCGGCAUUGCAAAAGCCGAACUGCCGGCAUCUUUUGUAAAGGACGAUGUGGAAUAUGUGCCCGAGCGGGACAAAUCUGGCUUGAGGCCACAACACAAAAAUGUGCUUCUCGAAACAAUGCCAUAUAAUGAGGCACACUCCUGGAUACAUUUAACUGAGAAGUAUCAGAGAAGCCUCUAUGGCCGAUAUGGCAGCAAAAGUAAAGUAAAUCCGCAAAUUUGCUUCGGCACACUCGCCGAACGAACUAAAGCCCAAGAGCGCCAAGCCAUUACGCAACCCGAAACUCUGCCGGAAAUAUUGGAGAAACUUCGCAUUACUAAGGCCGCGAAGCAGGCGGCAAUAAAAGAUCGCGAAGAUGCCAUUCUCAAGAAGCUAGAAAAACUGGAGCAAUGGAAGGCGGACCUCAACGCAAAAGUGGCAAAGCGUAAAGCAGAUGCCGCGGCAGCAAUCCAACGCAAGGAACGACUGAUAGAGGAGGUACGCCGGCAUUUCGGCUUCAAGGUGGAUACACGUGAUGAACGCUUCAAGGAAAUGCUUGAGCAGAAGGAGAAGGAGGACAAGCGAAAGCAAAAGGAGGCCAAGCGAAAGGUCAAAGAGGAGAAGAUGAUGGCCAAACUAGUUCAGCAAACUAACUAACUAAGCGUAACUGUCUACAUUAAGCUGCGAUUUAUCAAAGCGAACAAUAUAUUUAUGUCAACUGACAAUUUGCUGGCGUAAUCAAUGGAGCUUUGUUGAGGGUUUUGUUAACCAAAAUGUUGAAAGCAGCUCUUCUUGAAGCUUUAACUUGAUUCUUGUCUCAGAAGCCUGACUAAAGGAUGGCAAAAUAACAUUAAGUUAAAAGAAGUGAAAGGGACAGUAUCAAAUCAAAAGAUCAAGAGCGGCUUACCACUUUGUCAAAAGCUUUAGUCCCAUAAUCAAGAAGGCUCCUCCGCACCUUGUUUCGGCGUUUAUUAAU
This is a messenger RNA of Drosophila novamexicana, 1047 nucleotides long. RefSeq names its product growth arrest and DNA damage-inducible proteins-interacting protein 1 (gene CRIF). The coding region runs from base 33 to 728 and encodes 231 amino acids. The transcript has 2 exons. The record is from RefSeq and is a predicted model, not a curated record. Gene Ontology annotation, cellular component: nucleus. Lineage: Eukaryota; Metazoa; Arthropoda; Insecta; Diptera; Drosophilidae.